This is a messenger RNA of Sebastes umbrosus (honeycomb rockfish), 5194 nucleotides long. RefSeq names its product complement C3-like. Gene Ontology annotation, molecular function: protein binding; endopeptidase inhibitor activity. The record is from RefSeq and is a predicted model, not a curated record. The coding region runs from base 84 to 5054 and encodes 1656 amino acids. Gene Ontology annotation, cellular component: extracellular region. Lineage: Eukaryota; Metazoa; Chordata; Actinopteri; Perciformes; Sebastidae. The transcript is spliced from 43 exons.
GCAGGAGGAGGGGUGAGAGUGGAUAAAAAGAGGGUGCUGCACAGCGACAGGCUACAUUGACAGCGGAUCAGGAUCAGUUGAGGAUGACUCUGUUGUGGCUGCUGGCCUCUGUGGCCUUUGUCUCCCUGACUUCCCUAGCUGAUGGAGCUGCAUUGCAGGUGAUGUCUGCCCCCAACUUGUUGCGGGUAGGAACAGCAGAAAACAUCUUCGUGGAGUGUCAAGACUGCUCCGGUGCAAACAUCCCGGUCGAAAUCAGCGUGAGGAACCAUCCAACCAAAAACAAAAGGCUGGCAUUCACACCUGUGACACUUACCAGUGGAAACAACUUCCAGGCGCUCGGACAAAUAACGAUCCCUGCUGGAGACUUCAGCAAGGAUCCCAACAUGAAGCAGUAUGUGUACCUGCAAGCUCAGUUCCCUGACCGACUGCUGGAGAAAGUGGUCUUAGUGUCCUUCCAGUCCGGGUACAUCUUCAUCCAGACUGACAAGACUCUCUACACCCCCAACAGCAAAGUUCAUUACAGGAUGUUUGCACUGACGCCCCGUAUGGAGCCAGUAGAGAGGGAUGACGAAACCCAACCUGAACCUUCUAUUGCCAUCGAGAUUGUGACCCCUGAAGGCAUCGUUUUACCAAUUGAUCCAGUCUCUUUGAAAUCAGGGAUGCACUCUGGAGAUUUCCAACUCGCUGAAAUUGUCAGUCCCGGACUGUGGAAGGUGGUGACGAAGUUCCACAGCAACCCACAGCAGAGCUUUUCUGCAGAGUUCGAGGUCAAAGAAUAUGUGCUGCCCAGUUUUGAGGUUAAACUGACGCCUGUGAGCCCCUUCUUCUACGUGGACAGUGACGCCCUCACCGUCAACAUCAAAGCUACGUAUCUGUUUGGUGAAGAGGUGGAUGGGACGGCCUACGUGGUGUUUGGGGUUAUGCAAGACGGUCAAAAGAGGAGCUUUCCAGGUUCUCUUCAGAGAGUGCAGGUCCAGAGAGGUAGUGGAGAGGUCACACUGAAGAGAGAGCACAUCACACAGACCUUCCCAAACAUCAACGACCUGGUGGGGAGUUCCAUAUUUGUAGCUGUCAGUGUGCUGACAGAGAGCGGUAGUGAAAUGGUGGAGGCAGAGUUGAGAAGUAUCCAGAUUGUCACAUCACCUUACACCAUCCACUUCAAGAAAACGCCCAAAUAUUUCAAACCAGGAAUGUCCUUCGAUGUUGCGGUUGAAGUUGUGAAUCCUGACGGCACUCCGGCACAAGGUGUUACAGUGGUGGUCGAUCCAGGACAGGUGCAGGGCUUCACCGCAGCCAAUGGCAUGGCGAGGCUUAUCAUCAAUACAGUGGCAGGGGAACCAAGACUGACAAUCACCGCAAAGACCAAUGAUCCUCGUUUAACACCUGAUAGGCAAGCAUCAGCCAGCAUGUCUGCUCUCCCAUAUACCACUAAAAGCAACAACUACAUCCACAUAGGUGUGGAUGCAGCUGAGCUGGACCUAGGAGACAACCUGAAAAUCAACCUCAACCUCAACAGGCAGGAAAAUCACGACACUGACAUCACAUACCUGAUCCUGAGCAGAGGUCAGCUGGUGAAAAGUGGCCGUUACAGGACAAGAGGUCAAGUACUGAUUUCCUUGAUAGUUCCCAUUACCAAAGAAAUGCUGCCAUCGUUCCGCAUCAUAGCCUACUACCAUACAAAUGGCAAUGAAUUGGUAUCAGACUCUGUUUGGGUGGAUGUCAAGGACUCCUGCAUGGGCUUGCUGAGGCUGGAAUCAUCGAGACCCGCUCCAUCCUAUGAGCCUCGAAUGAUGUUUGGUCUGAAGGUCACAGGAGAUCCAGAGGCCACAGUGGGAUUGGUGGCAGUUGACAAAGGCGUCUACGUCCUAAACAACAAGCACCGCCUCACCCAGAAAAAGGUGUGGGACAUUGUCGAGAAGCACGACACAGGCUGCACACCAGGUGGAGGGAAGGACGGUAUGGGUGUGUUCUACGAUGCCGGGCUGUUGUUUGAGUCCAACACGGCUUCUGGUACUCCCUACAGACAAGAAUUGAAAUGUCCGGCCCCCAGCAGGAGGAAACGAGCCCCUACUGUAAUGGAUGUCAUAACCAGCUUACUGAGUCAAUAUAACGACCAACUGCAGCGUGACUGUUGUUCGGAAGGCAUGAGGCCUACCCUCCUCUCAUACAGCUGUGAGAGGCGCGCCGAGUACAUCCUUGAUGGCGCAACCUGUGUCGCUGCCUUCCUGCACUGCUGCAAGGAGAUGGAAACCCAGCGAUCUGAGAAGAAGGAGGAUAGCCUCCUACUGGCUCGCAGUGAGGAGGAUGACAACAGUUACAUGGACAGCAAUGAAAUUGUUUCUCGCACCAAGUUCCCUGAAAGUUGGCUGUGGUUAGAUGUCCAUCUGCCUGCUUGCCCUCGACAUACACCUAACUGUGACACCACAUCAUUGACGAAAAAUGUUCCUUUGCAAGACUCGAUCACAACCUGGCAGAUCACUGGCAUUAGUCUGUCAAAAACUCACGGAAUCUGUGUUGGCGCUCCGUUGGAAGUGAUUGUCCGAAAGGAAUUCUUCAUUGAUCUCAGGCUGCCGUACUCUGCUGUACGUGGAGAGCAGCUAGAAGUUAAGGCAAUCCUCCACAACUACAGCCCCGAUGAUGUCACCGUGCGUGUGGAUCUGAUUGAGCAGGAACACGUGUGCAGCGCAGCUUCUAAGCGUGGGAAGUAUCGUCAGGAGGUCAAAAUUGGGCCCCAAACUACACGAUCUGUACCCUUCAUCAUUAUUCCCAUGAAAGACGGACAAUACAGCAUUGAGGUCAAAGCAGCUGUUAAAGAUUCGUCGCUCCAUGACGGAAUCAUGAAGAUGCUGCGGGUGGUGCCUGAAGGUGUGCUGGUUAAAUCUCCUCAGAUUAUAACUCUAGACCCCACUAAAAAAGGUGUAGAUGGUAAACAAGAAGAAACUCUCAACAGUGGAAUUCCUAGGAAAGAUUUGGUUCCAAACACACCUACGAAUACACAGAUCUCUGUGACAGGGAGAGAACAAGUUUCUUCACUGGUGGAGAACGCCGUUAGUGGGAACUCUAUGGGUACUCUGAUCUACCAGCCCUCAGGCUGCGGAGAACAGAACAUGAUCCACAUGACCCUGCCUGUCAUUGCAGCCACAUAUUUGGACAAAACCAACCAGUGGGAAGCUGUGGGCUUUCAGAAACGUAACGAAGCCCUCCAACACAUCAAGUACGGCUACCAGAAAGAGCUUGCCUACAGAAAACGUGAUGGGUCUUAUGCUGCGUUUCCCCAUCGCCAAAGUAGCACCUGGCUGACAGCCUAUGUUGCCAAGGUGUUUGCCAUGGCCAACAGUCUGGUGGCAGUGCAAAGAAAAGACAUCUGUGACGCUGUUAAGUUUCUGAUUCUCAACACGCAGCAACCUGACGGCUUGUUUAGAGAACUUGGACCGGUGAUCCACGGAGAGAUGAUUGGUGAUGUGCGCGGCGGAGAUUCAGAUGCCUCCAUGACGGCCUUCUGCCUCAUUGCCAUGCAGGAGUCACGUACACUAUGUACUGCAACUGUUAAUAGUCUGCCAGGCAGUAUCGACAAAGCAGUAGCAUAUCUGGAAAGACGUCUGCCCAGCCUCACCAACCCAUAUGCUGUUGCCAUGACGUCAUAUGCCCUGGCCAAUGAAAACAAACUGAAUCGCGAGAUCCUCUACAGGUUUGCCUCCCCAGCGUUGUCCCACUGGCCGACACCUAAGGGGCGUGUUUACACACUGGAGGCCACAGCUUACGCUCUCCUCGCUCUGGUCAAGGCCAAGGCCUAUGAAGACGCCAGACCUAUUGUGAGAUGGUUCAACCAACAGCAGAAGGUGGGCGGAGGCUAUGGAUCAACUCAGGCUACCAUAAUAGUGUACCAGGCUAUAGCAGAGUACUGGUCCAGCGCUAGAGAACCAGAGUAUGAUCUGAAUGUGGACAUCUUGUUGCCGGGCAGGUUAAGGCCUGACAAGUACAACUUCAACAUCACCAACCACUACACCACCAGAACAUCUGAAUUCAAUGAUAUAAACCAGAACGUGAAAGUGAACGCCACGGGUUCAGGAGAAGCAACGGUGACAAUGGUGUCGCUGUAUUACACUAUGCCUAAAGAAAAGGAGAGUGACUGUCAGAAGUUUAACAUGUCAGUGCAGCUCCUCCCAGAAAAAAUUGAAGAGGAUGAGAAGAUAUACAAGCUGAGAAUAGAGGUUUUGUAUAAGGACAGGGAGCACGAUGCAUCAAUGUCAGUCUUGGAUAUUGGCUUGCUAACUGGCUUCACGGUUAACACAAAGGACCUGGACUUAUUGUCCAAAGGACGUGCUCGCACUAUUGCAAAAUAUGAGAUGAACACAGUCCUGUCAGAAAGAGGCUCGCUCAUCAUCUACCUGGACAAGGUUUCUCACACACGACCAGAGGAGAUCACUUUUAGGGUCCAUCAGAAGAUGGAAGUGGGCGUCUUACAACCAGCUGCUGUGUCUGUCUAUGAAUACUAUGAACAAACACAUUGUGUGAAGUUCUACCAUCCAGAGAGGAGAGCUGGACAGCUACGGCGGCUCUGUAGAGGGGAUGAAUGCACAUGUGCUGAAGAGAACUGCAGUAUGCAGAAGAAGGACAAAGUCAACAAUGAUCAGCGCACAGCUAAGGUCUGUGAGAGUACACAGAUCAACAACAUAGACUUUGCGUACAAAGUGAGACUGGAAGAGUUUACAGACGGCUUGUCCACUGACAUUUACACAGUGCUGGUCCUGGAAGUCAUCAAAGAAGGAAUCUUUGAUGUGAGUCCUCUGAAUAAAUCGCGCACAUUCCUCAGUCAUCCGCACUGCAGGGAAUCUUUAGAUCUGGGGACAGGCAAAACCUACCUUAUCAUGGGCUCAUCCAAAGAUAUUCAGAGAGAUGACGAACAUCAAUCAUACCAGUAUGUACUCGGUGAGAGAACCUGGAUCGAGUACUGGCCCAUAGAGGCAGAGUGUCAAACUGAGGAACACCAACCUACCUGUUUGGGCAUUGAGGAGAUGGUCCAGCGGUACCAACUCUUUGGAUGUCAGCAGUAGUGAAACGAAGGAAAAAGAAAUAAAGUGUCAAAUUGUUUUUAUUUUGCAUUGUUCUUAUUAUGUAAAACGUUCACUGCUUUGGGAUAUGAGGGCUUACAAUGUUGCACUAUAUUGAUUAAAAUGUAAUUGUCUCAAUCUCA